GGCCUCUGGUGUUAAAGUGCGGGAGAGUGUAUCAAGGAAAGAAGCUGAUGGCAUGGUAAAAUGUUCCAGUCGGAGCUCCUCGACUCGCCAGUUCCUUUUCCUUUCUUUUUUUUUCUUUCUCUCUCCCUCUUCCCUUUGCAGUAUUUCCCUUACCCCACCUCUUAACUGUUUUUAACUUCAACUAUUUUAACUGCAACCUGAAGAAAGGAGUCACCUCCUGUGACCGGGCAGGAGCUGAGCAUGCAGGUUGUGUCCUGCAGCGGCAGCAGAGCGCCGGUCGGUGUGAUGUUGGCGGAUCGGAUGUGGGUCAGACCGGCCGAGAGACCGUGCACCUGGGGCAUUGUGGGGGCCUAGUCCUGGAGUAAUGGGUGGCUGAGAGAGCUCUUCGGCGGGGAGGCGUCUUCGAUGGGCUCUGGAGCGGCGGCGACUGAGUCGGUUGGUUGGCAUGGAGUGGGGCUCUCAUUUUCCACAUGGAAUAGGCCCCCGACAGCGGCAUGGUAUGGACUAUUGUAGCCUGGAGCUGGACACUCAGCAGCAUAGCGUGGGCUGGCGGUGGUGUAGCAGCGAGGAAGGAAAGUUGGACUCUCCAAGUUAUCUUUCUUUAUUCUGUGAAUGGCACUUAUGUACGAGCGAUGGUGCAUACUUUUCACUGCAUUUUAUUUUGAAUGUACGUGACAAUAAAGGCUAUUCAAUUCAAUAUUAAGACUGGAAUUCACCUUGUGUGCAAGUUUGGAUACAAACCAGUAUAGGAAACUGAAGGCAUGGGGCAACAUUCAAUGAUGGAAAGCAGGUUCUCAUGCUCCAGCUUCUAGAAAGAUAAGCUUACAUCAUGUCAAAGGAAAUAGAAGUGAAUACUGGAACAUCAAAGCCAGAGAAGGAACACCUGUUUUGUGAAGACUGUCAGGAGUUCUUUGUUGAUACAUGCCCUGUACAUGCAUCUCCAUUGUUUAUCAAAGAUUGUCCUGUGGCCCAUGGAAUACCUUAUCGGACAUUAUAUUCACUUCCAUAUGGACUGGCAUUGGGCCCUUCUGAGGAUCCCAACCAAGGGCUAGGGGUUUGGUGCACCAUGAAGACAAUACCUAAAGGAGUUGUCUUUGGUCCUAUGCGAGGAGGCAUUUUUGAUAAUGAAUCUAAAGGAUCUGCUCUGCAUUCUUGGCUAAGAUGCCACUUUGUGUCAAAAUGUAAGACUAUGGAGUCUGAAUCAAACUGGAUGAGGUAUGCCAACUCUGCAAGGAAUAGGACUGAGCAAAAUGCAGUUCCCUUCUUGUACAAAGAUCUGGUGUACUUCCGUGUAUGCAAAUCUAUAGAGCCAGGAUCAGCAUUGCUAGUGUGGUUUGGUGAUGUUGGUCAAAAUGAGGCCUCGGAUAGUGCACUGAAGACCAGAGAUUCCAAGGUGGAGAGUGAUCUGAAUGUUGUCGUGAUGGACGUCGGUGAAGAGGAUCGGGAGAUGGAGAAGGAGAUUGCCCUUGCACAUGAAGGUGGGACUGUGACGAGCCCAGGGACAGAUUCACAGCCACAGGGUGGUACGAAGGAGUACAAGUGUGGACAGUGCGCUUACAGCACGAGCCGCCGGGGUCAUUUCUUCGACCACUGCCAGACCCACACCUCAAUACGGCCCUUCACAUGCGAGCUCUGUGGCAAGUCCUUCAAGCGGCUCCAACACCUCAAGCUACACGUGGACUACCACCGAAAUGAGCGGCCCCACAAAUGUGCAGAGUGUGGGAAGGCCUUUGUGCAACCAGGGGAUCUCCGCAUCCAUGAACGCAUCCACAGUGGGGAGAAGCCCCACUCAUGCAUGGUCUGUGCGAAGCGUUUUGCCCAGAUUGCCAACCUUCGGGCACACCAGAAGAUCCACCUGAAAGGAAAAACCCACGUAUGUGUGAUGUGCAACAAGUCGUACAAACGACCCUCUGGCCUCCAGCUCCACCUCCAGACACACCAAGGACUUGAGAGCCUGGAAUGCCCUGAAUGUGGCAAGCAGUUCAAAGGCAGUGGCGAGCUGCACAGACACUUGCGAGUUCACACUGGUGAAAGGCCCUAUCAGUGCCCAGACUGCAGUAAAUCAUUCACACGGGCAGCAUACCUGGACACCCACCGCUAUACACACACAGGGGUCAAGCAGUACUUGUGCAGUGAAUGUGGUAAGGGCUUCAAUGACUUUGCCUGUUUCCAGGCACACCUGAGGGCUCACAGGGGCGAGAAGCCUUAUUCCUGCAGUUACUGCAAUAAGGGCUUCACCCUGCUGAAGGAGAUGAAGAAACAUCAGCGAAUUCAUACUGGAGAGAGGCCCUUUGCUUGCAGCAAAUGUGGCAAGACCUUCCGGGUCUCUCAGCACCUGAGAAAGCACCUCAAUGUCCACAGGAAGAGAGAUGCCAAAAUACAGCUAUGCUCAGAGAUAGAGCUUAGUGUACAAGAGACCUAGUAUAAAUCCAGAGACAUUUUAACCAUUCUCCUUCUACCUAAACUACCCAGAAUCUUGUGACCCCAAAGCAUGGUUUUGUGAGUCUGCAGCUGAGAAAGGAUGUAGCUGAGUUGUUCCCAGAAGCUAUCUGUAAUCCAUUAUGACAUGGAAGUAGUCAUGUUUCAUUUCAGGACCGGUGUCUGGGAGACACGCUGUCAUAUAUAUCCAUCUACAAUCCCACACAGCUUACUGUCAGCCCAGAGGAAAAUGUAGCAUUAACUGAUAUUUGUGCACUUAGCUUUCAACUUAGAAUUAUUAAAUUGUGAUGCAUGAAUGGCAUAUAAAGAAUUUUUUUUAAAAACUAAGUGAGAUUUUAAUUUUGAAGCUUUCACUUUCAAAAUUCUUCAGAAUUCUCUUCUGUGUCUCCUGCCCUCCUCACUAGCCACUGUAGACCCUCCACUGAACCAUUGCUUCAUCUCGUUGAGGCUGGACAUCUCCAUGCUAUGUGAUUUUAUUGUUUGUCUUCUUCUGAAGAAUGUAAAUGGGACAUUUGCUGAACUCCACAAAUCAACCCAACAUCUUCUGAAGUUACCAUCCACAAAUAAUGGGUUUGGAGAGUGUUAUGUUAGAAUGAGGUGUUUGUUGCCCAGCAGCCACUGUGAUUCCAGAGACAUUAGUGUAAGAGACUGUCGGUUUAACUUCUCCUGAUGUAAGGUGUGAAGUGUAAUAACUCGUGGCAUUAAAUUUGCUAGAACUGGCAAAAACAAA
Molecule: messenger RNA, 3169 nt
Organism: Rhincodon typus (whale shark)
Lineage: Eukaryota; Metazoa; Chordata; Chondrichthyes; Orectolobiformes; Rhincodontidae
Product: zinc finger protein 660-like
Exons: 7
Coding region: 830-2422 (530 amino acids)
Biological process (GO): regulation of transcription by RNA polymerase II
Cellular component (GO): nucleus
Molecular function (GO): DNA-binding transcription activator activity, RNA polymerase II-specific; RNA polymerase II cis-regulatory region sequence-specific DNA binding; protein binding
Source: RefSeq, a predicted model, not a curated record